AUGGCUUCUGAGGGUCCCAAAGAUUUGCCUGUUAGGCCCGCCGCUGAGGCCAAACCGGCCAGCGGCGACUCGCUCCCUGAGUUCAUUGUUGAGCGGAAUAAGCUCUUCGAGGAGCUAUGGCAGGUGCAUCUCGAGGAAUUGAAGAAUAAGCCUCACCCCGAAAUCAAUGUCACGCUUCACCUCGGUGACGGAAACACAUCGACGAUCCCCGCGAAGGCUUGGGAAACCACACCGGCGCAGCUGUUGAAGCACGUCCCCAAGGAGAUCAGCGCCGAUAUUGUUAUUUCGAAGGUUGACGGACAGCUCUGGGACCUUGGCCGGCCAUUGGAGGGAGAAUGCACGGUAUCCUACGUUCCUUUCAGCGACCCCGAGGGAAGGGAAGUUUUCUGGCACUCGAGCGCGCACUGUCUGGGUGAAGCUUGCGAGUGCGAGUACGGAUGUAUGCUCUCCCACGGUCCACCCACCCCUCAGGGUUUCUUCUACGACAUGGCUAUGCCUGAUAAUCGCGUCGUUAAGGAGUCCGACUGGAAGACCCUCGACAACAGGGCCAACAAGAUCUUCAAGGAGAAGCAAAGUUUCGACCGACUGGAGGUCACCAAGGAGAACCUCAACAAGAUGUUUGCUUACAGCAAGUACAAGCUACACUAUAUUGACAAGCUCGUCACUGGAGAGAAGAGUACCGUUUACCGAUGCGGUACCCUGGUCGAUCUCUGCAGGGGCCCCCAUAUCCAGAGCACUGGCAAGGUCAAGACCUUCAAGAUCAUGCAGAACUCCUCUGCCUACUUCCUUGGUGACCAAACCAACGACUCUCUCCAGCGUAUCCGUGGUGUCGCCUUCCCCGAUAAGAAGCAGAUGGCAGAGCACCUUAAGUUCCUGGAGGAGGCUGAGAAGCGUAACCACCUGAGAAUCGCCAAGGACCAAGAGCUUUUCUUUUUCGAUGAUGUCUCGCCUGGAUGCCCGUUCCUGCUCCCCAACGGUGUCAGAAUCUUCAACGCUCUCCAGUCUCUCCUGCGUUCCGAAUACCGCAAGCGAGGAUACCAGGAAGUCCAGACGCCCAACAUGUACGAUGUUGGUAUUUGGAAGACCUCCGGUCACUGGGCCCAUUACAAGGAUGACAUGUUCAAGCUCGAUGUUGAGAAGAGGGAAUGGGCUCUGAAGCCUAUGAACUGCCCCGGUCAUUUCGUGCUCUUCGGCCACCGCGAGCGAAGCUACAGAGAGCUUCCACUGCGAAUUGCGGACUUUGGUGUCUUGCACCGAAACGAAGCGUCUGGUGCACUCCACGGUCUUACCCGUGUUCGCAAGUUCCAGCAAGAUGAUACCCACAUUUUCUGUACCCAGGAUCAGAUCAUGUCUGAAAUCGAAGGGCUCUUCGACUUCCUCCAGUCCAUCUACGGACUGUUUGGCUUUACCUUCAAGCUGAAGCUCUCUACCCGUCCCGAGAAGUACCUCGGUGAGCUUGAGACGUGGAACUACGCCGAAGACCAGCUGAAGAAGGCUAUGACCAAGUUCAAGGGCGACGACUGGAUCAUUGACGAGGGUGAUGGUGCUUUCUACGGUCCCAAGAUCGACAUUACAAUUGCCGAUGCGCUCAAGCGAGAGUUCCAGUGUGCCACCAUUCAGCUUGACUACCAGGCGCCCAUCAACUUCAAGCUCGAGUACAUGACUGGCGAGAAGGUCCAGACCACCCAGGAGGAGGCAAAGAAGGAGGCCGACCCCAAGUCUAACGAGCCCGCCGCCGGCCGUGCCCGUCCCGUGGUCAUUCACCGUGCGAUCAUUGGCAGCUUCGAGCGAUUUUUGGGUAUCAUCACCGAGCACUUUGGCGGCAAGUGGCCGUUCUGGAUCAGCCCUCGCCAGGUUCUGAUCGUCCCUGUUAUGCCGGCUGUGUACGACUAUGCUCGUGAGGUCCAGCAGAUCCUGCAGGACGACAAGCUCUACGUAGACGUCGAUGUCACUGGAAACACGCUGCAAAAGAAGAUCCGCACGGGUCAAUUGGCGCAGUACAACUUCAUCCUCGUUGUCGGUGCCGAAGAGAAGGAGACUCGUUCCCUCAACAUCCGCAACCGCGAUGACACAUCUUCUCAAAGCAGAGGUGUCGUUGUUCCUCUCGAGGAAGCCCGGCAAAAGUUCAAAGCCUUGCGCAAGGAACGCAGAAUUGUCAACUCUCUCUAG
Messenger RNA from Aspergillus mulundensis, 2169 nucleotides. Its product is annotated as threonine--tRNA ligase THS1. Lineage: Eukaryota; Fungi; Ascomycota; Eurotiomycetes; Eurotiales; Aspergillaceae. Gene Ontology annotation, molecular function: threonine-tRNA ligase activity; ATP binding. Gene Ontology annotation, biological process: threonyl-tRNA aminoacylation. The coding region runs from base 1 to 2169 and encodes 722 amino acids. The transcript has 5 exons. Gene Ontology annotation, cellular component: cytoplasm. The record is from RefSeq and is a predicted model, not a curated record.